Apodemus sylvaticus (European woodmouse) is the source of this 3826-nucleotide messenger RNA. RefSeq names its product transmembrane protein 108 (gene Tmem108). Gene Ontology annotation, biological process: dendrite extension; postsynaptic density organization; retrograde axonal transport. The transcript is spliced from 7 exons. The coding region runs from base 424 to 2148 and encodes 574 amino acids. The record is from RefSeq and is a predicted model, not a curated record. Gene Ontology annotation, cellular component: axon; early endosome; endosome membrane. NCBI's taxonomy places the organism in Eukaryota, Metazoa, Chordata, Mammalia, Rodentia, Muridae.
GGGCUGGAGGGGCGAAGGCGCGAGAGCGCGAGUGCGCGUGCGCGAGCGGCGGGGCUUUCUCCGGAGCCGUCGGAGGGAGCCGGAGCGCUUCUCCCGAGAUCGCUUUGCUGUGGUCCAGCAUGCAGAAGUGAGCGUGUGGCGCAAGGCAGCAGAUCCGAUGGGUUGCGAGGAUGUAAGAGCGUUUGAAGGCUUCCACACCCUCUCCUCCAGGCACCAUGAUCUAAAACAAGCUCCGAUCUAUGAUGUUGUAAUGCUGGCUGGCUCAUGGUACCCCACUGUGUGUGUGGCUCUGAUUCACUGCUGUUAAAUAGGAGAUCAAAGGAAGGCCUCAGAAGGGAAAGUAUCCGGACAGAAGUGAAUCACGACCUGGCUGAAAGACAGAAUCAUGAAUAAACUGGAGGACAAGCAGGACCAGAUGAUACCAUGAAGAGAAGGUUACAGGCCCUCUAUUGCCAACUGUUAAGCUUUCUCCUGACCUUGGCACUGACCAAAGCACUGGUACUGACCGUCCAGGACCCAUCUCCCAGGGAAUCUCUGCAGACCCUCCCCUCAGGCAGCCCCCCAGGCACCAUGGUGACAGCACCUCACAGCCCUACCAGACUCUCCUCCGUGGUGACACUGAACCCUACACCCGAUGGACCCUCAUCACAGGCUGCAGCUACUAUGGAAGCUACAAUAUCUCAUCCAGAAGGGCACCCUCCUACAGACACCAUGUCCACGGUUACGGCGACAGCUGCCAGCCCCCAUCCUGAAAGCCCUCUGCCCACAGGUUCCCCUCCAGCUGCCAUGACAACCACAUCCUCCCACUCAGAGAGCCGCUCCCCAGGGGAUGCUGCUCCCGCCACCACCCUGCCAACCAAGCCAGCAGGAACCACCAGCCGCCCCACAAUGUCCCCACGGGCCACCACUCGUAGGCCCCCCAGACCUCCGGGCUCUUCCAGGAAGGCGACUGGUGGUUCAUCUCGUGCUCUCACACCUGUACCCGGUGGCCACUCAGCAAGGAAGGAAAACCAGAGGGGACGAAAUCAGAGCUCGGUACACCUGGGGCCGAAGCGUCCCCUGGGGAAGAUCUUCCAAAUCUACAAGGGUAACUUUACAGGGCCCAUGGAGCCAGACCCCUCUGCUCUCACACCCAGGACCCCACUUGGGGGCUACUUCUCUUCGCCGCAGCCCCAAACAGUGUCUCCAGCUACAGCACCCAGAAGCACCUCGUGGGUGCCCCCCACAACUUCCCUGGUACCUGCAAAGGACAAGCCAGACCUUAUCAGAGCCAAGCAGGGGAGUGGCCCCACAUUUACCAGCCCAGGAGGGGAGCCAGAUGCCACAGCAGCCUCAGGUGCCCCUGCCAGUACACAGCCUGCCCCAGUGCCUUCUCAGAGCCCUCACGGUGACGUGCAGGACAGCGCCAGCCACAGUGACUCUUGGCUUGUUGUCACCCCUGACCCUGACAGACCCACGUCUGCCAGUUCUGGGGUCUUCACGGCUGCCACAGGGCCCACCCAGGCUGCCUUUGAUGCCAGUGUCUCAGUCCCUUUCCCUGGCAUCCCUCAGGGACCAUCUGCAACCCCUCAGGCCCCAACCCGGCCCUCUGGGGUUUCAGAAAGCACUGUUUCUCCAGCCAAGGAAGAGGCUGAGGCCUCCCCCACCACAACCGACAGGGGUCCCAGGCCUCUCUCCACAGUGCUGUCCACAGCCACAGGCAACUUCCUCAACCGCCUGGUCCCUGCUGGGACCUGGAAGCCGGGGACAGCAGCCAACAUCUCCCAUGUGGCUGAAGGGGACAAGCCCCAGCACAGAGCCACCAUCUGCUUGAGCAAGAUGGAUAUUGCCUGGGUCAUCUUGGCCAUCAGUGUGCCCAUCUCUUCCUGCUCCGUCCUGUUGACAGUGUGCUGCAUGAGGAGGAAGAAGAAGACAGCCAACCCUGAGAACAACCUGAGCUACUGGAAUAACGCUAUCACCAUGGACUACUUCAACAGACACGCAGUGGAGCUCCCGAGGGAGAUCCAGUCCCUAGAGACCUCAGAGGACCAGCUCUCAGAGCCUCGCUCCCCAGCCAAUGGCGACUAUCGAGACACCGGGAUGGUCCUUGUGAACCCCUUCUGCCAGGAAACGCUGUUCAUGGGAAGCGACCAAGUUUCCGAGAUCUAGACGCAGCGGCCUCCGCUUUGCCACUCCUUAUUUUUGUCUCCAAAUUAUAAAUAUUACAAAUAUAAAUAUAUAUUAUAAAUAUAACCUUUGUGUAACCCCGACUUAAUGAGAGACAUUUUCAGCUUUUUUUCUUAAGAAUUGUCAACAUCUUUUUUACAAGUGUGGUUUAAAAAAAAAAAUUUACAGAAUGACCCACGGCUUUAUAAAAUAAAGGUAUUUCUAAGCAAAGCGGCUGCACUGAUUGCUUCUCUUAACUGUUCUGGGCAUGUAGAGGUUCCAGGAGCCCUGGGCAGGUGAGGAAACAGACCAGUCUCCCGUGGAAGCUGAAGGUUGGCAGAGUCAAAUGGGUGGCCAUCCGUGUGGGCGUGGUGCUCCGGUUCCCUUGACUCAGUGUGCCCCCGUCUCCUGCUGUCUUGUAUGUUUCCUAGUGGCAGGAGCUGGGGCUCCACAGCAGAAGACACAGGCAAGUGUACAAAAGGGAACGGAUCUUGUCAGCCUGGAGUCUCACUGUCCCAUGACUGAAUGUGGGGUUUGGCAGGAUCGGUGAAGGUCACCAGGCUCCAGCCCCCUUUCGUGACCCCAUGGGAUGCUCCCGCCAUGGGGAUGCUAGGACAAACAGAACUGCCUUUGUCUGGCAGCAAAGUGGUCCCUAGAAACCCUUCUCAUCAGCCUUUCCAACACCCCCACCUGCCCUGGACCCCCCACCUCUCAUCCUGGAGGACAGAUGCGGAUCGCAGCCUAGGGGCUGUGCGGUCCUUGCCUGUCCCUGUUCAAGGGUCAUGUGUUAGGAUUCAGUAUUGCUUUCUCCAAGGGCAAUGAUAUUAUGCCCCUGAGAAACAGGUUUGUCUAGAAAGAAAGCUUUGUGGUAUAGAACUAUUUUUUUUAACCUUCCCCCUUUAAAGAGAAAAAAAUUGCCAAAUGAAUCACUUGAAAGAAGUGCCACUCUGUCUACAGGCAGAAGCUCGGCAGACCUGCCCACAAACUUACCAUCCGCCUUCACUGUCCCCUGUCCCCCACCCUUGUUCCCCUGGGUCCAGGUCUAGCUGCCUUCCUAGCCCAGGCUGUACCCAGUGUGGCCAACAAGGAGCAGACUCUCAGAGGCCCAAGAGGGGCUUCCGGAGUCAACUGCUUUCCUCUGUUACUUGCCUAACCCACCAUGGCUAGGGAUUUAACUUCAACCCCCUCCCCCCUUCUCUAAAAGAAAAAAUAGUUUGAUAGUAUAUUUUGAAUAUAGAUGUUCUUAUUAUCAGAUUGGAGCUUGAAUUUGACCGUUGAUUUCGAUGUCUGUGUUGUUGCUGUGGUCUCCUCAUCACGACUGCCUCUCUCUUCUUCCAUUCCCCUUUUCCAAAAGAAAGACGGCCUUCAAAACUAAUGUGUGUUCUCAAUGUUAUAUGGACCUUAACACAAGUCUGCCUGUCUCUCUUCAAAGACUUCAACCCACAAAGAAGCAGGUUAAAUGUUGUGCCGAGAUCUCGCUCUCUAACAUGUUGUUGUCUGACCUUAACCUUAUCAUAAUAUUUCUGUUAGCUACUGCAUUGAAUAUACCAAUGUGUGUGAGUAUGUAUUGAGAAAAACAUGUUUGUAAAGUAAAAUUUAUAUAUAAUAUAUGUCAUCAAAGAUACAUAUGUUAUAUAUACAUUUGUGGAUGUAUGACUUAUUUUUCUGUAUCCACAGAAUU